This is a messenger RNA of Adineta steineri, 1293 nucleotides long. The record is from the annotation of a GenBank genome assembly. Lineage: Eukaryota; Metazoa; Rotifera; Eurotatoria; Adinetida; Adinetidae.
AUGCUUAAUCUAAAUAUAUUUUCUGUACAAGAUUUUGGUAGUAAUGUUGAUCGAAUGACAGCUAAACGUCUUGGUCAAUGGACUACUCGUCUCUACAUCAUAAUGCUCAUAUCUAGUGUUGCUCUACUUGCCAUAUAUAAUAUCGUUCAAGUUCCAACUUUGACAAACACAUUUAAUAGACCAUCUUUCGAACUUUACAAUCAACUCAAACAUGACCAUGCAGAUAAACUGUCAUGUUCCUGCUCAAUAAUUGCAUCAACAUUUAAUUCAUUUGUUAAUAUUGAAGCAGUAUUUCAUGAAAUCUGUUUGAGUCCAUUUGUUUCGGAUCAAUGGAGAAUUAAUCUUACAGCUGAUUUGGUUCCUGAUCUUUCUAUAUAUGCACCGAACGAUUAUCGUCGUUUUCUCUCUGCUCAUUUACAAUUUCUUCAAGGAUUAUGUCAACUUUCCAUUGAAUCAGUGAACAAUUCUAUAAAACAAUUUUUAUCUUCUUCAUUCAUUACUGCUGAUCUUUUAUCAGAAAAAAAUUUCUAUGAACGUUUAAAUUUAUUAAUCAACGAAAGCAGAUUGAAUGCUCCUACAGUAUUCGCUCGUAUUUUCUCUUUAAUUCGCAGUGUUAAUGAUGGAAAUGCGUUUAUAUCCACCUAUGGAACGAAUUUCAAAUAUAUCACUCCCUGGGAAAGACACGUCUUUAUAUAUGCACCUACUGAAGCCGUAUUUUAUGACGAUGAAUGUUCCUGUGGGCUAUAUUCAAAUUGUACAAGUCAAGCGAGAUUUAUCAAAACAAAUUCUUUUGAAACUAUUUCAAUUGAAGGUUUGAAAAUAGGCUGUACACCAAGUGAAUCAUUGCUCGUUUCCACUCUUGAAUGUUUCUAUAAUCAAUCAUGUAUUGAUCUAAUUGAAGAAUAUACUAACUAUACGAGCAAUGUCACUCAUCUUUCUUCAAUAACUAGUCGAUUCGCUGUUAAUACUUCAAUUACUGAACUUGUUCAUAAUCUAUUCAUUGAAGAAUGGACAACAACAAUGACGAAUUAUUCAUUUUAUUUCAAACAAUGCUCACCUUUGUUGUGUUCAUAUACAUUUACCGAAAAUUUCAAUGUAUUCCAUACAAUAACACUUCUACUUAGUCUACAAGGUGGUUUGACGAUCAUUUUAAAAUGGAUUUGCCCUACAAUAAUUCGAAUCAUAGAUGAAGUAUAUAAAUAUCGAAAGACACGAAGAAACGUUAUCCAACCUGUGGAUUCAUUAGAGAUGGAAGCUACUGAAUGUCCUGAGACAAGUGCUCUACGAUAUUAA